This is a messenger RNA of Synchiropus splendidus (mandarinfish), 3645 nucleotides long. It is a transcript of the gene eif4g2a, whose product is annotated as eukaryotic translation initiation factor 4, gamma 2a. Gene Ontology annotation, molecular function: mRNA binding; translation initiation factor activity; protein binding. The transcript is spliced from 20 exons. Lineage: Eukaryota; Metazoa; Chordata; Actinopteri; Syngnathiformes; Callionymidae. The record is from RefSeq and is a predicted model, not a curated record. Gene Ontology annotation, cellular component: eukaryotic translation initiation factor 4F complex. The coding region runs from base 651 to 2717 and encodes 688 amino acids.
GCUUCCUCCCCGUCACACUUCCCGGAACAUUAUUCUUUCCUAAUAUUCUUUGCCAAGCCGCCAAAGUGGAGAGUGUCGUUGCACCAGGGGGUCCUUCUCGUUUCAGUGUAGGGGGAGAAGGCGGGGGUGCUGCUCAGCACUAUCCCAAGACUGUCUGCAACAGCGAGUCCCUGGGGAAGACCCCAGGUUCUAGCGUUCAGAGAUGGGAACCUUCUCGACGCACUAGACGAGAUGCGAACUCUGAGAAAGGACAACAUGAUGCAAUCUUCCGAAAAGUGAGAGGCAUUCUCAACAAGCUGACCCCUGAGAAAUUUGACAAACUUUGCCUGGAGCUCCUCAAUGUGGGUGUCGAUUCAAAAAUCGUCUUAAAAGGAACAAUCUUACUGAUUGUUGACAAAGCCCUUGAAGAGCCCAAGUACAGCCAGUUGUAUGCUCAACUAUGUCUACGCUUGUCAGAGGAUGCUCCGAACUUUGAAGAGUCUGGUGAAAAUCAAAAGUCACAGAAGCAAAACACCACUUUCAGAAGACUGCUGAUCUCUAAGCUUCAAGAUGAGUUUGAGAACCGUGCCAAAAAUGUUGAAGUCUUUGACAAACACGACACCCCACUCACACCUGAGGAGGAGGAACAACGUGCCGUUGCAAAGAUCAAGAUGUUGGGCAACAUCAAAUUCAUUGGGGAACUUGGCAAACUUCACCUCAUUCAUGAGUCUAUCCUUCAUAGGUGCAUCAAAACACUCUUGGAGAAAAAGAAGAAGGUCCAGCUCAAGGAUAUGGGUGAAGACCUUGAAUGCCUUUGUCAAAUAAUGAAAACCGUGGGCCCUAAACUGGACCAUGACAAGGCAAAGUCUCUAAUGGAUCAGUACUUUGGCCGCAUGAAAGCCUUGACCACCAACAAGGAGCUGCCAGCAAGAAUCCGCUUCCUGCUGCAGAACACUGUGGAGCUGCGGGAGGACAACUGGGCUCCUCGCAAAGCGUACGUGGACAACGGGCCGAAGACCAUCAGUCAAGUGCGCCAGGACGCUGUGAAGGAUAUAGGUGUUUUUAUUCCACCUCCAACUAAUGGAAUGAGGAAUGACUUCUUCAUGGAGAACUCCUUCCUGCCAUCUAGGAUGAAGUUUGAGAAGGAAACUAUCGGCGGCUUGGCUGAUAUGUUUGGUCAAAUGCCAGGAAUUGGCAUUGGUACUGGACCGGGAGUCAUCCAGGAUCACUACUCUCCAACCAUGGGUCGUCACCGCACCAACCCAAUGUUCAACGGCCACAUGGGAAACGGCAAUGGCUCGCACCAGCCUCAGUUCGACACAGGAAGCAAACCCUUUAUCAAGCCAAGUCAGGGACAGGGUUCACCAGUGUUCAACCAUAAACAGAACAUCUCGGUCCAGAUGCAGGCAAAAGAUAUGGCUCCUCGCUUCUCCAAGAAAGGAAAGCUCAAUGCUGAUGAGAUAAGUCUGAGACCAGCGCAGUCCUUCCUCUUGAAUAAGAAGCAGAUGCCCAAGCUGGCGCCACAGAUGUCCAUGAUGUCGUCGCCGCUGGGCCAGGCACCACAGCUCGGUCUCAAAACCAACCCUCCUCCGAUUCAGGAAAAACCUGCGAAGUCUAACAAGAAGGCGCCUCCUACCAAGGAAGAGUUGCUCAAAGUGACUGAGAAACUGGUUUCUGACUACUUGACCAGUGGGAAUGUCAACGACGCAGUAGCUGCCGUGAAGGAGAUGAGGGCCCCCAAACAUUUCUUGUCUGAGAUGUUGAGCAAGAUGGUGGUGUAUUCCCUCGAUCGAUCGGACAGCGACAAGGAGCAAGUGUCCUCCCUGAUCUAUGAACUUUCCCGGGACUCCCUGGUCAGCAGCGAGAACGUUCUGCAGGCGUUUCUCAGCGUUCUCGACCAGUGCCCGAAGAUCGAAGAAGAAAUCCCGCUGGUCAAAUCGUACCUGGCGCAGUUUGCCGCGCGGGCAGCCGUCGCCGACCUGAUCAGCAUUGCGGAUUUGGCCCACCAGCUGGAGAACGGAACCCACUUCCCCCUGUUCUUGCUCUGCCUGCAGCAGAUGGCCAAGCUGAAGGACCGCGAAUGGCUGACCGACAUCUUCCAGCAGAGCAAAGUCAACAUGCUGAAGAUGCUCCCUGAAAUGGAUCAAAACAAAGACAAGAUGCUCGAAAUUCUGGAGGGGAAAGGUCUAUCCUUCUUGUUUCCGCUGAUGAAACUGGAGAAGGAGCUCCUGAAGCAAAUCAAAGUGGAUCCCUCUCCCCAAUCCAUCUACAAGUGGAUCAAAGAUAACAUCUCCCCAAAGCUCCACACUGACAAAGGAUUUGUCAAUAUCCUGACAACCAGUUUCCUGCAGUUCAUUGCCUAUGAGAUUAACCCCGACAACGAUGAGGAGCAGUUUGCUGGCCCCACCAAGGAGCAGCAGGAGGAUGAGAACCAGCUGCUGCUGUCGUUCAAGCCUGUGAUGCAGAAGUUCCUCCACGACCACAUCGACCUGCAGGUGGAGGCGCUGUACGCGCUGCAGGUCCACUGCAACUCCAAGCAGUUCCCCAAAGGAAUGCUGCUGCGCUACUUUGUCAACUUCUACGACAUGGAAAUCAUCGAGGAGGAAGCCUUCUUGUCCUGGAAGGAAGACGUCACUCAAGAGUAUCCAGGCAAAGGAAAAGCAUUAUUUCAGGUGAACCAGUGGCUGACCUGGCUGGAGACGGCCGAGGAGGAAGAGUCGGAGGAGGAGGAUUACUGAGGCCAGCUUGGCCCAGAACCACAUUGAUACAAGAAGCGAUUCUAUUUUUAAACCUUUUGUAGUUUCUGUGUUUCUCCACCACUGUUACAGUCGAUUCCACUAAGAUGCUUUUUCACGUCAGACUUACUGUAUUUAUGUCAUCCCCCAUCAGAUCUGCUAAAUGUAACAGUCCAAGGUUUUAAUUUUUUUUUUUUUUUGUCGGGCGAGGAAUCGCACCAGACCUGCUCCUACAUCUGAAUGAGGUCACGUGCUGCCAUAAACUAACGGUUUACAACAGAAAUCCUUUAAGUUUAAUGCAAAAACUUUUUAUCUAAAUGUUAAUCAGUUUUUGAUGCACUUUGCGGAAUCACUCGUUGCAAUAUUUUUUUUGAGAAAACAAUCUUGUGUGCAGUUGUGCAAUUUUAACUCUAUCACUUGGUGACAGUUUUUAAAGGUGCGCCAGAUUGCACCAGAUCAUAUUGGUGGGAAACCGGUAACUGACUUCCUUUUUUUUUUUCUUUUUUCCCCUCAUCUGGGAUUUUCUCCGUUUUAUGUGCACAAUGUUUCCCUCUUUUUAAACUGUAACGUGAGUAUUUUUGGAGUAUGGAAUUUUUUUUUUUUUUUUUUUUUUUGGUGUGGAAUGAAUCUCUGUGGCCUUUAAUUUAUCAAUUCAAAUGGAUAUACCUCUAAUGUAUCUCUGACUAUACUUGAAUGUCUGGUUUUUAUCAAGUCGAGACAGCCAAAGUUUCAUGUCCUCACUUUUGUCGGUUUGCUGAAUUUGUCAGGUAUUUUAAAAUGGUAUUUUUUAUCUUCAAGAAUUUACACAGAAUGUAUGGUUUGGUAACAUUACUUUCUUUAUGUGUUGCUGUUAUGUCAAGUUUUCAAAGUGUGUAUGUGUGUGAGUAGCAGCAGAUCAAAAACUUUAAUAAAAUAUCAUUCAUUUAAUGCA